This is a messenger RNA of Zychaea mexicana, 536 nucleotides long. RefSeq lists its product as uncharacterized. The record is from RefSeq and is a predicted model, not a curated record. NCBI's taxonomy places the organism in Eukaryota, Fungi, Mucoromycota, Mucoromycetes, Mucorales, Lichtheimiaceae. Bases 152 to 409 code for a protein of 85 amino acids. The transcript has 2 exons.
UGUUGCCAGUUCGACCAAUCGUUUUUGUUUGUUCAAUGUGCACCUCACAGCAAAAGUCUCUCUCGCCUUCUUUAUCAUUUACACACGUCGCCUGUUCGUUGCAAAUAGGCCCUCUUUCAAGGCUUAUCUUACUAAGCCGUGAUAAUGCUGCAUGAGGAGCCUGUUUCUUUAUCUGCUGCCCUCGUUAAUCAAUUACAUCAUCGCCGUCUUUCUUCGCUUUGCAUAUAUUGCCUUUGUUGUCAUUGAAAUAACCGUUUCAUUUAAAAAAAAAAAAGUGUUUUCUAUCAAAUCACCGAAUCAUGGCCUUUGCUUUGUGCUGCUCGAUAGCACACUUUUUCUCAAUACGAAAAAAAAAAAGGCUAUGUGCUAUCCGAGGGAGCUGAUUCAGAAUUUUUGGGACAUCGCAUAGGAAAAUCAAACAAAGAAGAACAGCUACUACUAGAAAGGCAAUAACUGACUGAUCCAAUGUAAACGAUGAACUCUAAAUUUAUAUCGCAUGAUUUACUCCCGGUAAUUGCGCUUCUUUGUCUUUUCGC